AUGUGGAACCUCAUUUGUGCUGCCGAAAGGCACUCCCAGCUGAAGCGGAUUCCCCCCAAUGACCAGUGCCAUGUGGAUGGGGGCCAGGUCUGCCGGGUCACAGCUGUGUCCCCAGCCCUGAGCCUGCAUGCUGGAGAUGCUGAGGGGGGGAACGAAAACUGGAGGAAAGACAAGGAGGAGAAAGAAGAAGAGGAGGCGGCAGCAGGGGCGCUGGUGGGAGAGGAGGCUCUGUGCGCUCCCACGGCGCUGCUGUCCCUGAGCAGGAAGGCCCCGGACCGGGGCCCCACGGAGAGCAAGCUGGAGUUGCACCCGCUGCUGAGCAGGUGGGCUCUGUGGUUCUUCAAGAAUGACCGUAGCCGGGCCUGGCAGGACAACCUGCAUCUGGUCACCAAGUUUGACACCGUGGAGGACUUCUGGGCGAUGUACAGUAACAUCCAGCUCGCCAGUAAGCUCUCCUCCGGCUGUGACUACGCCCUGUUCAAGGAUGGCAUUGAGCCCAUGUGGGAAGACAGCAGAAAUAAGCGCGGUGGCCGCUGGCUGGUCAGCCUCGCCAAGCAGCAGCGCCACAGCGAGCUGGACCACCUGUGGCUGGAGACCCUGCUGUUUCUGAUCGGGGAGAGCUUUGAGGAGCACAGCCGGGAGGUGUGUGGAGCUGUCAUCAACAUCCGAGCCAAGGGGGACAAGAUUGCUGUGUGGACCAGGGAGGCGGAGAACCAGGCGGGCGUGCUGCACAUCGGGCGUGUCUACAAAGAGUGCCUGGGCCUCUCCUCAAAGACCAUCAUUGGGUACCAGGCCCAUGCAGACACGGCCACCAAGAGCAACUCUCUGGCCAAGAACAAGUUUGUGGUGUGA
Vicugna pacos (alpaca) is the source of this 852-nucleotide messenger RNA. Lineage: Eukaryota; Metazoa; Chordata; Mammalia; Artiodactyla; Camelidae. The record is from RefSeq and is a predicted model, not a curated record.